Molecule: messenger RNA, 4058 nt
Organism: Brachypodium distachyon (stiff brome)
Lineage: Eukaryota; Viridiplantae; Streptophyta; Magnoliopsida; Poales; Poaceae
Product: probable serine/threonine-protein kinase SIS8
Exons: 13
Coding region: 238-3459 (1073 amino acids)
Biological process (GO): protein phosphorylation
Molecular function (GO): ATP binding; protein kinase activity
Source: RefSeq, a predicted model, not a curated record
AUAGGAGGAGCAAGUAGUACUGUUUGCAUUGCGCAGGCAGCCGCAACAAGCAACCAGCCAGUUGCAGCGGAGGAAACAAUAAGUUAAUGCGGCUUGGGCUGCUCGCAAUCAGCAGGUCAAUACUCCUUCGCCUCCAUCCUCCUCCGCCUGCCGCCUCCUCUGCAUCCGCAGCGAUGUUGGAUCCACCGCCCCACUACCACAGAUAGCGUCGGCGGCGGCGGGGUCGGCGGUGGCGUGAUGAAAAACUUCCUCAGGAAGCUCCACAUCGGCGACUCCGCCAGCGACGGCGCCUCGUCGCCCGCCCCUCCCGCACCGUCCUCCAAAAAGGGUGGAGGCGGCGGGGGAGCUGGGGGACACCACGAGCAUAAGCAUGCGUCUGGAAUCUCGAGCUGGCUCAGUUCCGUAGCUGGACGGCCGCCGCCGCCGCCGCCGCCUUUGCCGACGGCUGCGGCUGCGGCGGCGGCGCUGGAGACGGAAGCAGAGGAGUUGGCGUUGGCGUCGUCGGUCGAGGAAAGGAUGGUGGAGGAGGAGGAGAUGGCGAAGAGGGAUACACGGGACGAGGGGAGGAAGAGGGCGAUGGAGAAGCAGGAGGUGGAGCUGGAGGAGUACCACAUGCAGCUGGCGCUGGAGAUGAGCGCGCGGGAGGACCCCGAGGCGAUGCAGAUCGAGGUGGCCAAGCAGAUCAGCCUCGGUUCCUGCCCGCUCCAGAGCUCCGCCGCCGAGGUCGUCGCCUUCCGCUAUUGGAGUUUCAACGCCCUUAGCUACGAUGACAAAAUCUUGGAUGGUUUCUAUGACAUUUGGGUCAUUGGUGACAAGCCUCCAUUGUCAACCAUACCCUCUCUGAUGGAACUGCAUCAGCAACCUUUUUCGCAUGGAGCCAAAACAGAAGCUGUAUUGGUCAACAGAGCAGAAGACUCUGAGCUUGCAGAACUUGGGCAGAAGGCAUUCAUCAUGGCUGCGGAAUUUCGCUCAAAAACUUCACAUUCUGUUGACCGUAUUUUGGUUCAGAGGUUAGCUGUUUUAGUUGCAAAUUACAUGGGUGGACCAGUGUUUGAUCCAGGAAACGUGCUGUUGAAGUACCAGAAUAUGAGCAGUUCGCUGAGAGCUACUAUAAGAAGUGCAGUUAUGCCUCUGGGCCGGCUAACAAUUGGUCUGGCUCGUCACCGUGCACUGCUUUUCAAGGUGUUGGCCGACAACCUUGCUGUUCCUUGUCGACUAGUUAAAGGAAGGCAGUACACUGGAUCAGACGAUGAAGCCUUGAACAUUGUGAAAUUCAAUGAUGGAAGGGAGUACAUUGUUGAUCUCAUGUCAGAUCCUGGUACUCUCAUUCCUUCGGAUGGUGCAGACUUGGGUAGAGAAUUUGAAGAAAGUUUCUUUGCAGAUAAUCACCAUGGUAGCAAAGAUGAUGGAAACACACAGCUGGGUUCUUCCUUUAGUGAAGCUUCGAGUUCUGUGUUUGGUUCUUUUGAGAACGACACACUUGAAAAAGGAUCCACACCUAACAAUGGUGGGCACUCAGGUCCCUAUGGCACAACAUCUGGCCAGACUGGCAACCAAGGGUCUUUGCAAUCAAGUUCGCUUGGUGAACUGUCUGUUAGCUCACAUGCAAGUGAAAGUUUACCUAUUAUUCAUGAAUCGAGAAAUAUAGACCAUACUGUGACUGUGAAGAACAAAGAAAAGUCAAUUGCAGCAAAUAAUUCAUCAUCAAGUUCCCCGUCAUCUUCUGAGGUAGGCAAUGAUCCAGCUGUACGGAGAACAAAAGUAAAAGAUGUCUCGGAGUAUAUGAUUAGUGCUGCGAAAGAUAACCCCCAGUUAGCCGAGAAGAUCCAUGCUGUAUUACUUGAAAAUGGAGUUGUGCCACCACCUGAUCUGUUUUCAGAAGAAUCUAGGGAACAGCCAAAAGACCUUAUUGUGUAUGACACAUCUCUGUUUCAAACGAAAGGUGAAAUGAUAAAGAGGAUGAAUGAGCUUGAAUCCACAACACACGACCACCGUGGUCAUGAUCCUUCCUUGCAACAUCAUCAUGGACAUGAACUCCAAAAGAAGGGUGUUCCGCACCGGAUGCCUCUGGAUCUUAAACCUGUCCAGGGGUUGGGUAUUCAUCAUUCCUCAGACUUCCGGGAUAACAGCAAUCCCUCUUUACCUCUGUAUGAACCAUCCGCAGUUACCCGGGAAUAUCCAUUUCAACUUUUAACGCAAAUGCCUGUUACAGCUGCUGCCGUUGCAACUGCUGCAGUGGUUGCAUCUUCAAUGGUCGUCGCUGCAGCUAAAUCUAACAGUGAUAUUAAACUAGAUGUGCCUGUUGCUGCUGCUGCCACUGCUGCUGCAGUUGUUGCUACAACCGCUGCUGUUAACAAGCAAUACGAAUACUUGGAUCCCGGUUGUCUGCUUAGCUUGCCAAGUUCUUCAGAGGCAAGUGAAUCUGUCCGGAGAGGUAGACAUGACUUCUGGGAUAAAGAUCAGUUGGAAAUUGAUCAUGGACAAGAUAACAAUGCCCUUGAGCAAGGAAAUGCUUUGGUUGAUGUGCCUCAGGAAGCUGAAAGGAUAUCUGACAAGUCAAUUGGAACAGAGAGUGUAAGAUCUGAUAUAGCUCUGGAUGAUGUUGCGGAGUUUGAAAUCCAAUGGGAAGAAAUUACUCUGGGAGAACGUGUUGGGCUAGGAUCAUUUGGAGAAGUGUACAGAGGGGAAUGGCAUGGAACGGAAGUUGCAGUCAAGAAAUUCUUGCAACAAGAUAUUUCAAGUGAUAUUCUGGAAGAAUUAAAAGCUGAGGUGCGAAUAAUGAAGAGAUUGCGGCAUCCAAAUGUUGUUCUUUUUAUGGGUGCUGUCACUCGUGUACCUAAUCUUUCUAUCUUGACUGAGUUUCUUCCAAGAGGUAGUUUGUUUCGGCUGAUCCGUCGGCCAAACAACCAGUUGGAUGAAAGAAAACGUAUAAGGAUGGCACUUGAUGUGGCCCGUGGUAUGAACUAUUUGCAUAAUUGCACCCCUGUUGUAGUCCAUCGAGAUUUGAAGUCUCCAAAUCUACUUGUUGACAAGAACUGGGUUGUGAAGGUCUGUGAUUUUGGUUUAUCACGUAUAAAGCAUAGUACCUUCCUCUCCUCAAGAUCUACAGCUGGAACAGCGGAGUGGAUGGCGCCAGAAGUACUUCGAAAUGAACCAUCAGAUGAGAAAUGUGAUGUUUUCAGCUAUGGGGUUAUAUUAUGGGAACUGUGUACAUUACUGCAGCCAUGGGAAGGUAUGAAUCCCAUGCAAGUUGUUGGAGCUGUUGGUUUUCAGCAACGGCGCCUUGACAUUCCGGCGGACGUGGAUCCUGCUGUAGCAGAGAUAAUACAGAGAUGCUGGCAGACAGACCCAAAGAUGCGGCCAUCAUUUUCUGAGAUCAUGGCUGCCUUAAAACGGGUAUUGAAAAAUUUGUCUGCCAACCAACCAAGAAGACAGCGGGUACAGCAAACAGACGACUAAGAAAAACUGUAGAUCAACAUCAGCUGACAACAUACGGAAAAAAACAAUGGUGGAUUGGUCUUUCAUGCCUUCCAGCAGCUGCCCAUCUGUAACUAUACCAUUAUUUUGUAUAGCAACAUCAAAUGGAUGUCAGGGAUAGAACAGCUGAGAUGAGAUUUUGUUCUUUCUGUUCUCCAAGUACAGCUGUAAAGUUUCCACUGAAGCUGGCAAAGAUCUGCAUAGCAUUACUGCUUUGGUCAGUCGGAUGGAAGACAAUCCAAGUAUAAAUCCAUGCAUCAAGCAAAGAAGAAUUUUGAAGGAAAAUUACUGCACAACGAUAUUGGGCAAUAACACGUCUGAGUUCAGACUUGGAACUCGGCGUGUCAGGUAGAAUGGGAUCCUCCUUUCUCUAGUCAUGUUUUCUGUUUUUCAGUCCUCCACCCAAAGGUGGAGUAUUCAUGUUUAGGAUCAUCAGUUUUGAUGUUAUUCAACAGAAAUGUCGUUUCACCUUUUGCAUCAGGCUUGAACCACUGUGGCAGCUCCUUAUGUAUAUCACACCUGGGCAAAUUUGUCAGAAUUGGCAGUUAGAUUGCAAAAGAAAAUCUGUUCGUUGUACUUGA